GUUUCCGCAUUCCGCCGUGAUAGUGACCAGAGUGAAAGGCGCUGUCGCUAAUCCUGCAGCGCGACACUGACUGACGUCCUUCGGGGGGAAACGCGACCCAGAGAUCCGCAUAGAAAACAGAAGAUGCCGUACAUUCUGAUCAGCACACAGAUCCGGCUGGAAACUGGGCCCACCAUGGUAGGGGAUGAGUUUUCAGAUCCUGCUAUCAUGUCCUAUCUGGGAGCAAGGAAAACUACCCAGCUGGGCAACAACUUUUCAGAAUACCAUGUGGAUGAACCGCCACGAUUAGUCCUGGACAAGCUUGAGAAAAAAGGCUUCAGAGUUGUGUCCAUGACAGGAGUUGGUCAGUCUUUGGUGUGGUGCCUUCACAAAGAGACCCCACAACAUUUUUAAAAAGAAGUCAUGGUAAAACAGAAGGAUAUAUGUCUAAACGUAAAAAAAAAAAAAAAAAAGCCUACUUUUUUAAAUGUGAAAAUCUUUUAUUACUGCACCCGGAGAACUUCUCUCUUUCUAAAGUUAAGCCAGUGCAAGGCAAGUCAGUCCAAUAGUAAUUGCUGUUUAUUCCGGUUUAGGCAUAUUUAAAUGUAUGUACUUUAUAUUUCCCAAAUGAAGGUUAAAUAAUGAGGUUUACAUGUUUAUCUUUAAGAAUGCUUAAAAAAUCUAAUUUUUGUGGUUUUGGAGAAUCACAAUAUUAAUUUUAGCUAAAAUGUUAAACUCAUUCCACCACAUACAUUGCCAUCCAAACAAAAUGUCACUAAGUCAGUUUUUUGCUUUUUUACCAUUGUGACAUAUCCUUAGUUGUUUGCAUUUUUUGCCUAACUGUGUAAACCAUUUGUGUUUUACUCUACCACAUCACUGCACAAUUCAGUAUACCACCUCAUUCCAAUAUCUGAUUUAAAUCAAGGGUUUCUCAGCAAAAUGUGAGAAAACACAAAUCUCUGUAAGGUAAUGAAUGACCUUCUAGGACCUGUUUAACAACAUUGUUGUACUGUAAAUGUAAAAUGAAAUGUGUGCUCCCACAGAAGGACUAAAUAAAAACGUUUUGAAGAAAA
Clarias gariepinus (North African catfish) is the source of this 1052-nucleotide messenger RNA. It is a transcript of the gene gchfr, whose product is annotated as GTP cyclohydrolase I feedback regulator. The transcript has 3 exons. Gene Ontology annotation, cellular component: nucleus; cytoplasm. Gene Ontology annotation, biological process: negative regulation of biosynthetic process. Gene Ontology annotation, molecular function: GTP cyclohydrolase binding. Bases 124 to 393 code for a protein of 89 amino acids. Lineage: Eukaryota; Metazoa; Chordata; Actinopteri; Siluriformes; Clariidae. The record is from RefSeq and is a predicted model, not a curated record.